AUGCAUGUGGAUUUUCUUUCUGCUGGUGGAUGUAGUUCCUCCACAUUCAGCGACGUCGACAACAAUUCAGAACUGAUUAGGGCAAAUAGAGAUAGUUAUGAAACUGAUGGAAAAGAAAUUGUUAAACCUCUUUUGUCCGAUGGGUGGGAGAAUGUUUUUGAUGAUCCGAAUAAGCUUUUUCGUGGUGGUGUUGAUCCUGUUCGGUUGGCCUGUCAAAAGUAUUGUAUGAAGACUAGGUAUCGCGUAACAAAGGUGAAGAAUGAUCGUGAAAGGUUCACAAUGAAAUGCAGUAAAGUCCCAUGCACUUGGAUGAUCCAUGCAGUUGCUAUUGAUUCUACUUGCGAUGUUUUUAGGAUAAAAAAGUAUGUUGGGAGGCACACUUGUGGAGCUGGUGUGAAGUUGAGAAGUCCUAAAGUAUCGAAGAAGCUGGUACACAACCUUAUUCAUGAUCGUGUGAUGCACAACCCACUUAUCAAGCCUCGCGAAAUUGAAGAUUAUAUAAAAGUUGGUGUUGGUGUUAAUAUCAAAUAUCACCAUGCAUAUCAUGGUUUGGAACGGUCACACCAUGAAAUUUUUUGGAAUGAUGUAAAGUCUUACUCUGAUCUGGUUUGGUGGGUGAAUUCAUUGAAAGAAACAAAUCCUGGCUCUUAUGUGGAUUUUCAGUCUAACCAUACAACUCAGACAUUUGAAAGGUUAUUCAUUGAAAUAGGCGCUUGUAUUGAAGGUUAUAGACUUUGUCGACCAAUGAUUUUUGUUGAUGCAACUUUUCUGACCGGGAGAUUUAGAGGUACCCUUAUGGCUGCUACUUGUCUGAAUGGGAAUCAAGGUUUUUAUCCGCUAGCAUUUGCAUUGGUCCCAGGAGAGGAUGUUGACAAUUGCGAUUGGUUUAUGUGCAAUCUUAGCAACAUUGUUGAUGACCGUCCUAUCACCUUUAUGUCUGAUCGUCAUGAAGGAUUGUUGAGGGCUAUUCCUAAACACUUUCCUACUUCCCAUCAUGGCUAUUGUUACUACCACUUGCAAGGAAACUUACCAAUCAGGAAAUCGGACGAGAAGUACAAAGAAGUUAUGGCUUGUUUCAAAAAAGCAACUUAUGCUCUCACACCAGCAAGAUAUGAAGAAGCACUAAUGGAAAUGGAGUUAAUGGGAAGGCCUGGAAUUUGGUCAGACUACAUCAAGCGUUGUUGA
This is a messenger RNA of Papaver somniferum (opium poppy), 1185 nucleotides long. RefSeq lists its product as uncharacterized. Lineage: Eukaryota; Viridiplantae; Streptophyta; Magnoliopsida; Ranunculales; Papaveraceae. The transcript is spliced from 3 exons. The record is from RefSeq and is a predicted model, not a curated record. Bases 1 to 1185 code for a protein of 394 amino acids.